Messenger RNA from Sinocyclocheilus anshuiensis, 669 nucleotides. Its product is annotated as endothelin-2-like. The coding region runs from base 1 to 519 and encodes 172 amino acids. Gene Ontology annotation, cellular component: extracellular region. The transcript is spliced from 5 exons. NCBI's taxonomy places the organism in Eukaryota, Metazoa, Chordata, Actinopteri, Cypriniformes, Cyprinidae. Gene Ontology annotation, molecular function: endothelin B receptor binding; hormone activity. The record is from RefSeq and is a predicted model, not a curated record. Gene Ontology annotation, biological process: intracellular calcium ion homeostasis; vein smooth muscle contraction; regulation of vasoconstriction.
AUGGGCUGGGGUUUGCCUCUAGUGCCCCAGACCGACCCGAGUGACCCGUCUGCAACCCAUAGGGUCAGGAGCAAACGCUGCUCCUGCAACAACCAGCUGGAUUCGGAAUGCCACUAUUUCUGCCAUCUGGACAUCAUCUGGGUGAACACGCCAAGUAAGACCACAGUGUAUGGAUUGGGCAGUCCGUUGGCUCGCCGGCGCAGGUCUACAGGCCGCUGCUUCUGUGCCAGUCCUGCAGAUCAGACAUGCAAUGCAUUCUGUCACUACAGCUCUGAAAAUCCUGCCAUCAUGCUGGUUCACCCAUCUGAACCUGUGACUAAAAAACAGGAACAACCCAAAUCAGAUCAACUGACUGCCCUAAAUAACUCCCAAAAUGCCAGUCCAGGAGUUCUGGUUUUAGGGAAGUCUUCCUCCCUUGGGGCUCGGUCAGACGUUAUAACCUUCCUCAGGAACCUGGUUAGGGCUAGAGCCAGAGCCAUGGGAAAGGUAUCCAAGGCCAGUAAACCUGGCUACAGAUGAAGUCCUUACUUAGAUGAGAUGGGAGUGCGAGCACUUGAACAAAAAAAUGACCCUUGUGAAACCAGGGGCAGCAGAACAUGCAUACGCUGCGAUCAAGCAGCUUUCCUCAAGGACAGUCCUGUGGAAACCGAGCCUUUGUCGCAUGUUUAA